GGACGAUGCCAUGCGUUCUAAUUUUCACAAAGGCACGGUCGCUGGCGGACAACGGUGGCCCGGGGUCUGCCGCGUCGUCGGAGGCGGAUACGAUAGUCUCUCGAGGCUCUCCGGGUUACCUGUUCUUCGUUGGCGAGGAGAGGGAAAGUCGCGAGAACGAUCAGCAACCAGCAGCAUCCGCCGAGGACCAAGGGACGAAACGUCUGCACGUUGGUCACCGUUAUAGUUGCCUUUGUUGCUGGCCCCCAGCAACCGAUCGUGGUCCGACAGUGCUCCGUCAGCGGUUCUUCCAUGUGAACGCUGCGGUGACAUGGCUGCCGCCCUCCUGGGCAAGUGCAUCGUCGGUUCACUGGCGCUCGUGCUCCUCCUCUACACCAGCUGCUAUGCCUUCCGAAUACGGGACCACGGACUGCAAACGGCUACCACGUCCGCGGAGCAGCCGGAUCGCGCCACUUGCACUUCCAUCUUUGGCAGAUGCCAGGAGAAGACGACCGCGACCGCGUCGGCGGCCCGGAAGUGGCACGAGACGCCAGCACCGCGGCUUGCCAGCCGUCGGAAACCACCUGCCGAGGUGACGUCGCACGGCGAUGACGUGGCUGGGGCGGAAGGGGCACGCAACAAGCCUAAAAGAAUCGCGGAUGAUAGCGCGGACAGGGGUGCGAGGAGCGUCGAGUUGGACGACGACGACGACGAGGCCGAGGCGAUCGUAGAAGUGGAGGAGGACAGCGACGAACAGGAAGCAGAGGAUUCUCGCGCGGACGACGAGGAGGAUGGGGACGACGAAGAAGAGGAAGAAGACGAGGAUCGUGGGAGGGAGUCUGUCGAAGAAGAAGACGAAGCAAUGAGCAAGGAAGACAAAAUUACAAAAGUUGUUAAGGGAACGAGGAAAGUAGUCGAAGAGGAGGAAGAAGAAGAAGAAGAUGAAGUUGACGAGGAUGGUGGCGAGGAUACGGACGACGACGACAGCGAAGAAGAUGAUCAGGAUGACGAGGAUGACGAGGACGAGGACGAAGAGGACGAAGAUUCGGAAGAGGAAGCUUCUACCCCUGUUCCUAGAAAGCUCGAGAAAGUUAGGUAUGCUGACAAGGAUAAGGUUAAGUCCGUGGAAGCUGUCUCGCCGACGCCAGUUCCCGAAAAGCCAAAAGUUGAAGCGAAACCACCCGCACCGACGAAGAAACCGGAGGAAACGGUGAGGAAACCGAUCGAAGCUGCGAAGAAGACAACCGAGAGCCCGAAAAAGGUCGAAAUCGCUAAAGCAACAAAGUCUGAACCCGAAUCGGCCAAACCUAAACCCACGGCGAAACCGGAGGACAAGGCGAAGGUUCCCGUGAAACCGGAAGCGUCGAAGGCGCCGUUGAAAACGAAGGAACAACCGAAGCAGCCCGAGAAGACGAAAGUGGAAACGAAAGUGACUGUGAAAACUACUCCGGCUAAGCACGCAGAAGUUAAACGAUCCGAUAAAGAAGAGUUGAAAGCAAAAACGAAAGCGCACGUGGAAGCACCUUUCACAUUGGCUCGCUUGAACGACGCGUUGCUACGCGUGCCGACCUUUGUGCCAAAUUUCACGGCCGUCGAGGAUUUGGAGUGUCAGCAGCAUGGCAAGAUCUUCCUGCGACAGUUGAGGGGUUAUAAGUUGUGGGCCCUGCAAAUGUUAGACUCGAGUGCAAAAAUCCCGUCGGGUCUGCUGCGGGGAAACGUCAACCAGCUCGGAGACUUUGACGAGUGUUUGGGGGUAAUAGCGCACGUAAAAUUGAAUAACAAUACGCUGAAGGUGCAAGGAAAAUAUUGCCUGGCGAAUAUAGACUUGCAUGCUUCUCACCCGGACAUGAGGCUUCCGGUUAAUAUGAUGCAGGCUCGUGCUUUCAUAAGAGGAAGCAUGCAUGACCCGGGUCACUUUAUUCCGAAAUUUACAACGAUGAAUUGGGCCCUGUGCCUUCCAGCAGCAUGUUCAGCCGAAGACGCAGAAAAUGUUUUGGAGCAAGCAUUGAGCUAUUACAAUUCCACCAUAGGAAUAAGAUUCACUGUAGAAGUUGAUCCUAACAUGUGUUACGUCAAACAGAAGCCAGGAAGCUACUCGAAAGAGACGAUCGGCGUUCUAUAUUUUUACGCCAUGGUUGGCUGCCUUGUCCUCAUAGCAACCGUGAGAGAUUACUUAAUUGUACCGGAUGGAAAAGGGAACUAUUCCGAUAGAAUAAUAAUGUCCUUUUCCUUGCGGAGAACAGUCAGAUCUUUAUUGAAAACAGGAUCAAACGACUUCGAUAUUGCGUGUAUUCAUGGAAUAAGGACACUUGUCACGAUUCUCAUUUAUAUUGCUCAUCAGCUGAUACCAGUAUCAAGAUUGCCCUUUUCUAAUCGAAUUGAUCUUACAGAGGUUGCAAAUAAUCCGAUGAGCUCGGUUUUGAGAGCAGCGAUAGUUUAUACGGACGCGUUUCUACUACUCAGCGGCGUUUUAACUGCUUACAACAUGGCGCACGAGUUCACUGAGCGCGGCGAAAUUCGAUGGUUUUGUCGUUUUAUCGCCAGGUAUAUCAGACUCACGCCAGCGUUAUUAGCGGUGGUGUUCUGGUACGCAUUUGUAAUGGAACAUACAGGAUCUGGGCCACAAUGGAACAGUGUUAUAUUACCAAACGCCGAGCUGUGCAAAAGCAACGCAUGGACCAAUUUGUUGUACAUACAAAAUUUCUUUCCCUUCGAAGAAAUGUGCGCGACACAUACCCAUCAGCUGGCCCUGGACAUGCAGUUGUCGAUAUUGGCCCCGAUAUUCGUAUUCUUCUUAGAAUGCAAGCCGAUCAUUGGGAUUCUUUUACUAUUCUUCUUCGUCUUGUUGUCGGCCACGUUACGAUACAUAGCGACAAUGAACAAUUACCUUUCUCUGAUCAUUUUCCACGGAAUGUCAUCAAAGCACCUUUACAAGACUGCCAAUUUAUCUUACGUGUUACCCUUGCACAGAGCUACGCCGUAUGUGUUUGGCGUAGGACUCGGUGUGUUGUUACAUCACACCGGAAGAGAUGUCAGGAUCCAUAAGGUGUUAGUGAUCUUGGGGUGGUUAAUCGCGAUGGCCUUGGGAUCAUGGUCGUUAUUUUCACCGUGGCACCUAGCCAGAAGGGACUAUGUAUACGACGCUGAAGAGGCAACCAAUUAUGCUGUGAUCUAUCCAGUCGUGUGGGCCUUAGCUCUGUGCUGGAUCAUAUUUGCCUGCCACACGAAGAACGGAGGUAUAAUAAACAGAUUCCUAUCGUAUCACUGGUUAGUGAUCUUUAGUAGAAUAUCAUAUGCUGUGUACUUGACGCAAUUCGCAGUAUUCUUUUACAACGUUGGGACCACAAGAUACUCUAGCGAAUUUCAACUUCAUAGAACGGUCGAUGGUUUCGAAGCAGCGGCGGUUGUGGCGGUGUCGGUCGUUCUGACUCUGUUCUUCGAUAUCCCGAUGCACGAAAUUAAAAACGUUAUAAUGGAGAGCACGGACAGUCUGGCCGCAGAAGUUUCCGGCGAGGAGAAGUUGACGGCGGAAGUUGCGGACGCGGCGCAGGAGCCGGUCAAAGGCGAGCAACCGCAGGAUAAAGUUUUCGAAGAGGAAGAAGAAGCCUACGCCGGAUUGGACUGGGAAGAAUAUCUUAAGUACGGCGGUGUGAGAGUGAUCGACGGAGUCGUGGCGGACGAGAAGUCGAUACGUAAGGCGAUUCCAACGUGGGACUGGAUAAAGGAGCCCAACAAAAGGUUCCCGGAGGACGAGGACGAGUACAGGGAACGUGGAAGAAGAAGCGUAAACGGUCAAAGGAAUUAUCGGGACACGGGGAACGAGGAUUCGAGCUACGCGAGGAUGCAACAGGAGCGGGAAGAAGCUGUUAAGCGAAGUAGAUGCACGGUCUCCAAGAGAUUGUCGUCGCGGGACAGCGAGGACGAGGAGGAGUAUUUAAGAAGCAGGGAGGAGGAGGAGGAUCCGAGACGGUACAGGAGAUCCGAGUCCAGAGGGAGAUCUGUGAUUAGGGAAUCGGACGAUUAUCGUUCCUGGGAAUUCGUCGGUAAGGAACGUUCAUCCUCUCGAGGUCCAGACUCUAAAAGGCUCUCCGGGAAAUCGGAGGAGCAUGAACCCGCUCAAAGACAAACAAGACCUCCGCUCUCGAGAUCCUCCGAUGCGAGGAGAGCAUACUCGUCGGAGAGCGAGGACGAGGUCGUGCAACGAAAGAAACUCGAAACUAGGCAUCCGUCGGUGGAGCCCAGGAUAAGCGACGAGGAGGAUUGGGAGGGCGAGCUGAGGAUACGGAGAAAACAAUUCAUGGAGAAGCAAGCGACGCAGCAACAGGACACCUCGGACGACCAGGAAAAUAUUAGCUCGCCGAGGAGGAGGUCCUCGGCGGAGGGGAAGAUAGCGUUGCUGAAGGAUCCUUCGGCGAACGAUAACAUGGACUCAUGGACGGUGAGCGUCGGGUCGCGCGUCGCGCAGCUGGGAUCCUCUCAGGAGCGUAGCGAGGCCGAAGAGGACAACGUUUUCUUGCGACGAAGGGACUAUCGCGAGCAAGCCCCGCCGCCCAGGGAGGACACACAGAGCGAGGAGGAGGUUAUUUGGGAUGCUUCGAGACGACGGUCCUACACCAGCAGCAGCCAGAUGACGUCCGUCGACGAGGACGAGGACAUCGCCAGUUUCAAUUUCGUUUUAACGAAAGACAGCAGAAGGAUGUCCAUGCAGGAUUUGUCCAAGUUGUCGCAGGAAGAGGAUCUGUCGGACUCGGGAUGGAACGUAGUCAGAGCGGAGAAUGCAGACACGCUGCCCAAAUCCAGCUCGUUGGGGCUGUACAAACGCGAGUCCAUCGUGAAGAGCCAGGCCAGCGAGGAGGAUCCCGAGUAUCUUUUACCGGAGAGACCCAAGCUGGUUCAACAGGAGCGAGAACAUCCUUUUAAGAAAGCCUGGCAGGCGCAGAAGUCACGCUCGGAGGAGGACAGUUCCGCGUACAUCGUUAAGGAGGAAUCCAAAACAGAAACGAAGUCGAGGAACGACGAUGUUCAGACGGUGAGAGCGGAACCGAGCGGCGAACAGUACGAAGACGUGGGUGCGUUCGCCGACGAUGAAUCCGAAUCGAUCACGUUGUCGCAAAGCAAGAGCAGCGAUACGGAGGAAAACAGAACGAGAUCGAAGUCCGAGGAAACGGAGUCCGUAUCGACGGGAGGAAGCGACAGCGCGAGCAUCGAGGAUAACAGAGCUAAUCCGAAAUCGGACGUCGAUGAGGACUCUUCAAAACUUAAUUGGCCGGAGGAGCACUUUGAUGGGUAUAAAACGAGUCUGAGAAGCAAAUCGGAGGAGGCGGAUUGGUCCUGGGAGCAAGAGGAGACCUGAAGGGGCGACGGAGAAUCGAAUAAAAAAAAAAACGAUAAUAAGUUAAAUAACAAGGUAAGUUACUAACGAAGAUGUUACUCCAGUUCGUCGAAUGAUAGGCAUGCUGGAAACAGUCAACGUUCAGAAGAGAGGAUGUAGGUGCUCGAACGGUCGACGAUCGAUGUUUAUAUCGUGGUUAUAUUGUAAUUUAAUAAAUAACGAACGAAUCGUUUUAAAAUAUAUUUUUACAAUCCUCUUAUUUUUAUGUAUGGCGAGGACUCGUGGUUCCUUCAUAGUUCCCUGCUGUUCUCCCGCGAGGGGAAACAUAAUUGUUACAAAAACUAUA
Colletes gigas is the source of this 5657-nucleotide messenger RNA. RefSeq lists its product as uncharacterized. The transcript is spliced from 13 exons. Gene Ontology annotation, molecular function: acyltransferase activity, transferring groups other than amino-acyl groups. The record is from RefSeq and is a predicted model, not a curated record. Bases 311 to 5332 code for a protein of 1673 amino acids. NCBI's taxonomy places the organism in Eukaryota, Metazoa, Arthropoda, Insecta, Hymenoptera, Colletidae.